Messenger RNA from Exophiala xenobiotica, 1923 nucleotides. RefSeq lists its product as uncharacterized. Gene Ontology annotation, cellular component: mitochondrial outer membrane. The transcript is spliced from 3 exons. NCBI's taxonomy places the organism in Eukaryota, Fungi, Ascomycota, Eurotiomycetes, Chaetothyriales, Herpotrichiellaceae. The record is from RefSeq and is a predicted model, not a curated record. Bases 1 to 1923 code for a protein of 640 amino acids.
AUGUCGUUCAUUGACGACGACCUUCGACGAGCCGAUGCCGCUCUAGACAGGUUCCAGCUGAAAGAAGCAGAAGAAAGAGUUGCAACUGCUGGUGCCGAAGGGCGCGAAAUCGCUGCCAAAGCUGAAGAAGAUCCUCGAAGUUCCCAGCUCAAAGCUGUCAUCCGAUCCUUGUCCACCACCUCCAGUUCGAGGCCAUUGUUGCGCCGCUCUCGGGUGCGCAGUCUUCUCUCCCAACUCGCGAAGAAACAAGGCCAACAGGUCGCAACUGAAACAACCGACUCAGAUGUCUCCAAUCUGGAAUGGGUGGCUACCGGCAAGGCGACAGCUCAAGUCUAUGGACUGAUACUCGAUUCCUUGUUGGAUCGCACAAUCCCUCUGAGUGAAUCGAUAUGGUACUGGGACGACGUACUGGGCUCAUAUUCAAACAUAGCACUUUAUACGGUCCAGACAUCGCCACUUCGGUUCUGGAAACAGGCAAAAGAAGUAUAUGCAGAUGCACGGCAGAGGUUUCGUGCUGGAGCCGACCUCCGAGCGUCUGCGCGAGAGGCUACCGACACCUUGUCUGAGAAUUGGCGCGAGUUCUAUCGCCUAGUUCGAAACAGCAUCAGAGAGAGAUCGUUAGCCCAAGCUCAAACCAAGAUACUCUCACCUUUCGCUAUCGCACGAAUCGAAGCCCGAGGCAAUUUGCAACAUAUUAAAACUCUCAAGAAAUCAAGUUCAACAAGCAUCGGCCGGCUGGUUCGUGAGUGUCUCGUCUUUGAAGGUGCACCGGACGAGCGCAAACAUGGAGCAUUACCUCAGAUGAUCAAUGCACAAGAAGAGGACUGGCAAACCACCAUCGCCAGGACGGUCUGUCUCUUAGAUUCCGCCACAAGGCCACAGAGCGACGAGGAAGGUUAUGUGCUCGAUCCUACUACAGCUUCAUCGACAGAAGUAGCCGCGGCACUCAUCAAAGUCCUUGAUGAACAUUUGCCCAAGCAAGAAAAUGAGGCGCAUCUAAUGCGCUCAAAGUACGGUAAGCCGCCGAGGCUUGUUCGAUACUGGAUCCCUGCUGUUGGGUUUCUCCUGUCUGGCAGUACAAUCCUGAGGAUAGUGCUGAAUCGGAAGGCCGAGAUCGCCCAGUGGUUCAGGGAAUUUGGUCAGACCUGCAUUGACUUCUGGGCCAAUUGGGUUUUGGAACCCACCAAAAAGCUCAUUGGUACUAUUCGUCACGACGAGCAGAGCGAGAUUGCCAUCCAAAGCAGAGACAGCUUGAAGGCCGACCGGGAGAGCCUGGAACGUAUGGUCGUGGAAUUUGCCUUGCAGAACCCUGAUAAUGGUACCGCCUUCACCGAAGCCCAGAUUGCAGAGAUCCGAACUAGAGUCAGAGAAGGCGAUCUGACUCCUGUACUCAAAGCGUACGAGCGCGAAAUGCAAAGCCCGAUCAAGAAUGCAAUCAUGGGACAGCUGGUUCGGACGCUUCUCAUUCAAGUCCAGAAGACCAAAGUCGACGUCGAAACCGCGAUCGGAGGCAUUGACUCUCUCCUCAAGAGCCAAGAACUAUUGUUUGGAUUUGUCGGGAUUGCUCCUGGGGUUCUGAUAUCUUAUGCUUUGUUUCAGUGGUUGCAUGGAGUGUUCAGUGGUCGAAAAGGCCUCCGCCAGGGACAGAAAAAGGGCGAGGCACUUCGGCUAGUCAGAAACAUCGACCGAACACUGACCAACUCGGAUUUGGACGAGGAUGGCAUCAUCUCUGAAGAAAACCACGGUGUCCUGCUCUGUGAAACACAUCUCCUACGCCAAAGAGCCAUGGUGGUCCUGCCACGGAAUACUCAAAGAGAAUUCCUGCAAGAUCUGGACGAUUUAUUGGACAUCAAGUCUGGUGUGGGCCGACAAAUCAAUGUCCUUCGACGUAUAGAAUGGGCCUAUGCGAAGUGGUUGAGAUGA